This is a messenger RNA of Ciona intestinalis (vase tunicate), 3740 nucleotides long. RefSeq lists its product as uncharacterized. Lineage: Eukaryota; Metazoa; Chordata; Ascidiacea; Phlebobranchia; Cionidae. The record is from RefSeq and is a predicted model, not a curated record.
AAGUUUUUAAUGUUUAUAUUUUACACUUUAAAACCUGAUUGAAUUUCUCCCUAAAAUGUGUGAGGAGCAGCAAAGAGGCAAAGGCACCAUUCGCCGACUUUUCAACAAGUCUGGUCAUAUUGAACCUGAGUUCAACAACAAUGCCACUGUUUACUUCACAGUGGGACACACACCUUGUAAAACAAAGGAGGAGUUUCAUUCAAUGUUUCCGGUUGGUAAGGAGGUUUAUUUCCGAGCCACAAAUUCAACGAAUAAUAUUGCAAAUUGGAAAGCGGAGUCUGUUACUGUGUUUAGGCACCCACGUCAGCCAAAUGUGCUUAAUCGUCAAUUAAAACAAAUCAGACUUCCUCUUCUUAAAGAAAAGUCACCACGGCCAAUAGAAUUUCCUCAUAGAGAUCCCGUUAUUACUUUUCUUCAUGAUUUGCUCACAUCUGAAGGUCCUCUUAAACCAGCAGAAAUUGGACAUCGCAUGAGAUUGAUUAAUAUUUCAAAGAAAGAAAACUUUAAAGUUUCAAAUAAAAUUAUCUUGGAUUAUGUUGCUGAUUAUGCUCAAUAUUUCCAAGUUAUUGACAAUAUGGUUCAUUGGAACCACAAAGAAAUUGUACCAUGUCCACGUAGUAAUGAAAAUGCAAAAUCUUCGAGCGCUGCUUUGAGAUACAUCUAUUAUGUGUUAAAACUUUUCCAGGGCAUCUCACUAACAAGGUUAAAGCUAACUUUACAAAACGAGAGAAUGCAGUGUCCUGGGUCUAUUGCGCAUUUGGAAAACCAAACAGAUCUCUUGGAAAAUAUCUUGAUUGAAAAUGAUUUUGACUAUCAUGAAGAUGAAGAAUAUGUUUUCCAAUCUCAUGUUGAUCCAAUUAUCAACUAUUUAUACCAACUGUUAAAUGGAAAAGAAAGAAAAAAGAAAAUGAAGUUUUCUGAAGUUGCUCAUCAUUUAAGGGAAGAUGGUCCCAUAAAUGGAGUUGUGCCUUUUGAAGUUUCAAACAGAAAACUUUCAAAUUUGUUUCAAGAGUAUAAUCAAUAUUUUGAAGUCACAAGUUACCAUGUCAGUUGGAAGUUUUCAGAUACAAUUCCAUCUACUCAUUCAUUUCGUGAUACAACAGCUUAUGUUUCUGCUGUUCAGUUCUUUGCAAACCUGAUGAAAAAAAAAUGUUACACAACCAUAGAUAUAUUGCGUUUACUAAAUUCUAGCUUUCACUGCUCCCCAGGCCCACUACUUCAAUAUUUAAACACUUUAAAAUCACACCCUUCCGAUUUUUUUGUAAUAGAAAACGGUGUUUGGUAUUUGUCAUCAUACAAACAAAUGCUGGAUCUUAUUCUCAGUGCAUUGGCCAGUGCCACAAAACCUUACAUUCCAAGUUCAAGAAAAGCUAUCAACUUUGCAAAGAAAUCUUUUUCUAGCCAAGCACUGCCUGACUUUCUUGAUUGGCUUGACAGUUAUGGUUUAUCCACUUUUCAUGGCUGUGUGUUUAAAACUUCCAACCUGGUGAGCCAACUUGAUCUGACCAUGAGCCAACUGCUGACAGUUGUUUAUUAUGGAAAGACUGUAAUUCGAAAGCAACAACCUCAAAUCUCAGAACUUUCGUUUAAGUCUGCUCCUCAGAUUGUGAAACAGCAGAUGGAAUGCUAUGCAGAUAUUCAACAAUUUUUAGUCGAAAACGGAUUUUUCUUUAGUGUGAGAAAUAAUGUUGUGAAAUGUAACGCUGAUGAUGAAACAGAACUGCUUCGCCUGGUAAAGAAACUACUUCAGUACGUGGAUAAUGAUGCUUCAUGCAGAAGAACAACUCCAACCAGUGACCUUGAUGCCAUAAUUAACCCUCCUAUCUUAGAGAAAUCUCCUCAAAAGUCGAAAAGAGGCCGAAACCACAGAAAAGCCUCGAAUGAAAGCAGUUCGAGCAUCUCACAACCUGUGCAGGAUGUAAAUGAAAGAGAUGAUCUACUGAUGUCGUUCGCAGGUGCACGAAUAUCCCAACCAACAGUGGUGGUCGAUUCACCAAUUCAUGAUGUUGAUUUAAAUGUGAGAAAAAGUUCGUUGUCAGAACUCACAACAAAAAAGUUGGAGCCAUUAAUUCCAGAAACUCGAACAUUUAUGCCCCAACCGGAUGUCUAUGUUAACCCCACAUGUAACCCAAGUAAUCGGAGAGAAGUUACAAGUCCAACAUCGGAGCAAGAAACAACAAAAGAAUCGAAUAUUUUCGGCCGACCACUCAUCGCAGCCGCUCACAAAGCAUUGUAUGAUCUAGGGUUGGAUCCAGAUAGAAAUCUUAUACUUAUCAGGCUGGAUGUCGGCAAAAAACCACUGAUCAGAUACGCCAACUAUGGUCACACACCAGCGCAUAUACAAACCAACACUCUGCACGACCAACCUGUGGUCACAGACCAUCAGGUUGCAAAGAUACUUAAACAUCAAGAUGUCUCUGAAGCCAAGCAGAGUUUAUAUGGAAUUAAUCAAAGCCUUCAUUAUAUCAGAGCGGUACUUGGGCCUUCUAAGAUAUCUGGUCUCACCUGGUUUUACCACACACACCUGCCACAUGCGAGAUACAUGAAAGUAGAUUCAAUGAAAUUCCACAAAGUAACAGUUGUUUUUACCGAUGCAAAAGUUGCUUCAAUCAACGUGGCACUUAGUUAUAUAAGAUCUCUAUGUGAGCAAUAUUCAACAACUACAACAUUGUCCGCGAAUGAGGUUGUUGUUGUAGAUUGGGAUGGACAGAUUACUGGUUAUGGGGAAUCCCCUCACCCUAGUGUUGCAAAAUGUUUACGUUUAUGUGGUGAGAAAUAUUCGGACCAGCAACAUGCGUUGAAAGAUGCUGUUUCGCAUCACCCGGAUUAUGUUGUAGCUGCAAAUAUAAAAACACAGGAAUCUUUACAACUUGUGAAGGAAAUAUCCAUGGAAGGUUUUGAAGUUGUAAUAACUUGUCCUUCAACAAUGAGAGAAAUGGUCGAAUUUGUAUUUUAGUUCUUCAACAAAAUCAUGGCUUUGCAAUUAUUUAAAAACUUGUAUUUAAGAGACAGCGAAAAAUCACUUUACUAACAAAAGUUUAAAAAGUUAGCGCUUAUGUAACUUGUUCGACCACCUCUUCCCCAAAUUACAAGCUCUUUAUUUAAAAAGAGCUUUGCCACAGUUUUUCAAGUUUCCCUUAAUUUCAUUGGCUUUAGCUCAUGCUUGUGUAGUUCAUGCAUAGUAAGUUUCUCUGAAUGGAUAUUUUAUAUUUCGGUGUGUACAGAAAGUUCUGUAAAUGUGAUAACCACUGUUUUAAUUUGUAAACUGUAAAAACAGUUUUGUGAAAUCUGUUAUGUUUAUUUUAUGCCGUAGUUUUUAUGAUAGUAAUUAUUUCUUCAAAAUUGCUUGUAAAUUGUUUGUUGUCAGUCAGGUCAUUUUAUUUGUGAGAUUUUUAUUCAUUGAUGCAACUGCCUUUUCCAAUUUUAUGCACCUGUCGAAAACUACUUGUUCUACCUUUUAUAUUUUCCUAUUAAAUUGCCGAUACUGCUGUAUUUCAAAUGAUGCCUAUGCUGUAUUAGGAGAUUUGCUUAUUGCUUGUUGUACCAUAAAAGUUAAUUCUACUUUAAAACACCAUAUACAUAUUGUUGUUUAUUAUAUGAGUGUGAUCUGUGUGGCAUUUAAAUUACUUGUUUAAAUCUAAAAAAUCUCACUUUGAGUGAGUUUUUUUUUCUUUUUAGUUUUAAAUCAUAUGGUGGCCUUGAUUUAUUGGGGGGAAAUAAAUUAAAACUUUGUAGAAUAA